AUGCAACCAUAAUAAUAAUUAGCUCCGGCAUAUGAAAAAUGCUCAAGGCAUCCUAUCAACGACGUUGUUUUAUUUUGUAUACAUGAUAAAUGCAAAGAGGUAUAGUUAAAUUUAAUGUAUAAGCCAUUAUGCAAAGAAUGUUGUAAAUUACAUAUUCAAUGGCAUAAUUCAUAAGGAACACCUGCAAAUAUUGACACUGUUGAUAGUGUUAGAGAGAAGUUAUUUUCCGAUGUUCACAAUCUUAAAAUUAGAUUUGAAGAGUAAGUUUGCUAAGUAUAUGUUAGAGAAAGAGAAAUAUUACAUCAUUUUUCAGAUGGAGAGCAUUCUCAAUUGAUUAAAUCAAUUCAUGGAAAAAUAGAAUAAGUCAAAAAAAAUCUUCUUAAAUUGGUUAAUGAUUACUGUAAUCAAUUAGAAAAAGAAAUAUAGAAAAGAAUCCAAUAACAUAGAGUAUAUUUCAAUUUUGUAUUAAGGCUGCACAUCCUGGAGAGAAAAAAGAAUUACAUCAUAAAUUGAAUACAGUUAUUACUUAAUUAGAUUCACAAGAAAAAGCAUUACAAUCAUAAAAAUAUAUCAAAGCUUGUUUAGUUGUGAUAUCUGAAGAGAAGAAUCAUGAUCUAGAAGGAUUAUCUCUUGAUAUUGACAAUGCUUUAAAGCAUUAUUUGGAUAAUAUGUUUGAUGUAUGCAUUCAUGAAGAUAAAUUGCAAAAAAUAAGUUAUUAUUUUUUUUUAUUAUUUCCUUUUAGAUGAUGCUUUGAAUGAAUAUGUCGAAAUUCAUUAAGCUAAUUAUGCAGAAGAAUUAGAAUAUUAAACUUAAUAAAUUAGAGAAAGUAAAAAGACUACUGGAAUUCAAUCAUAAUAAUAUCAUUAAUAAUUCAAACCUGUUAAUAAAAAAUAAGAAAUUAAUCCUCCUAUUUCAUAGACAAUUCCUUAAAAAAAUCUGAAUUAUUAAUCUGUUUAUGAUACUUCUCAUUAUCAAUCAAAUAUACGUAACAUAACAUUAAAUUUACUAGAUUCUUCACUUCAAUAAUCCAGACUUGGUCCAACCUCUAAGAAUUAUGAAACUAGAUUGUAACAGAAUAAUGAAAAAUUGAAGUAAUUUUAUGGAUGA
Molecule: messenger RNA, 1107 nt
Organism: Paramecium pentaurelia
Lineage: Eukaryota; Ciliophora; Oligohymenophorea; Peniculida; Parameciidae
Source: the annotation of a GenBank genome assembly